Molecule: messenger RNA, 3422 nt
Organism: Galleria mellonella (greater wax moth)
Lineage: Eukaryota; Metazoa; Arthropoda; Insecta; Lepidoptera; Pyralidae
Exons: 8
Coding region: 274-3273 (999 amino acids)
Molecular function (GO): zinc ion binding; nucleic acid binding
Source: RefSeq, a predicted model, not a curated record
CCCAGUUUCCAUUUGCAAUUUUGCAUUCAGUUUUGAAAAACUUUACUAGACUUUUUAAUGUUUCUUUUUACUUUUUAAUUACUUUGAUUCACAAGUUAGUUAUAGUUUUCUAGUUGUUCCGUGCUUUAGUCGUGACGUGAAAUAAAAUUGUGUUUACUAGUGACUUUCAAGUGAAUUUCUGUAAGACAAAGAAAAUACCAUUUUUAUACAUUAAAAAAUUGCUUAAAUACUUGGCGCAAUAUAUUUGGCACAUAUCAUGAUUUGGUGUUUGCGAUGUUUAUGUUUGUUUGUGAAAUAUUUAAUUUCAUUGUUCAUUAUGUUUUUAAUUUUUUAAACUUAUUUGUGAUUUGUGCCAUGAAACUAAGCGGUGGAACUCAGAAGAAAAUAAAUCAGACUGAUAUUGACGGAGAGGAUAAAUUUCCAAAAAUAUAUAUAAACAAAGACAUUAUAAAUAACAACAACAAAACAUAUACAGACAGAAAUGUAAAUCGAAAUAUAUACGGAUACGUGAACGAUGUAGUUUAUUCGAUAAAUGGUGAAUUUUACAAAGUUCAAAACCAGCCCUUGAAGUAUCAAGUAGUUUGUAUAUACGCAAAGAAAAUGGACACGCCGAACUUUUUCAAAAUGUUCGACACGGACGAGAGGUACUGCGCGCUACCCGAUUCUGAUGAAGAGAACUCUGAUGAUGAUAUAGCAGACGAAAGUGACUUUCUGGCUGUUACUUUGCUGAAGUUACCGCAUGGUGUUAUUAUAAAUUCUAGCGUUUACUUACCCAUCUAUCAGUGGAACACGCUGGUUUUCUACAACGUCAAAAACGUACGCUGCUUCGUGUGUGACGAAUCUUUCCAUUUCAAUGACUGUGCUAGCCACAUUUCAAAUGAUAUGCAUGAGAAAGCCUUGAGUUCGUGCAAACCGUUGCAGAUGUUUGAUUUGAGCAUUAUAAGACAGAUCGUAGAGAGGUACCAUUGCGCUGUUUGCAAUGAAGUAUUUGAUAUUGAGGAGGUAGAUGAUCAUAAUGCGGCUAAAUCACACGAGAACAACUAUUUGUUCGCCAUCAACAAAGCUCUGGAUAUCUUUGUUGAUGGCGAUCACACUAGAGACAGUAAGAAAACUGAAUGCUACCAUUUUGAUGCGGACGCUUUAAAUAAUAGACAGCACGAGGACUGUAACAGUAUUAGUGACGAUAUCAUUGAUGAUGAUGUCGUAGAUGAUGAUGAUGAUGAAAUUGUUGAUAAUGAGAAUGAUCUGUUUAUGGGCAUGUCGUACGCAGCUAUGACGAAAAAGCCCACAAUAAAACUACCCAAAUACGUUUACAAGAGUAAUGGUAACAAACAAUUCAGAGUCACCGUCGAGUCGUGGCAUAUGGUGUUGAUAUUGAAGAAUAAUAAAUUCUAUUGUAUGGUGUGUAAAUAUUCUGACCAUAUUGGCAAUAAAUCUAAGCAUUGUAUGGGAGCUGAUCAUGUCGGAAAUUUAGAUAAGUGCAAAGUACUACCUGCUUACACUAGUUAUUUGAUUAGACAGGUCGACGAAAAGAAAGUCCACUGUGCACAUUGCAAUAACCUUGAAUUCAAUUAUCAAAUCGAAGAACACUUGGAGAGUUGGCAUUCGAGGGCUGGUAGAAAUGUGAUUCAGGACGCAAUGCCUUCAACAUCUCAAGUUGUGAAUAACAAUACAGGAAAUGCAUAUGACAAAGUAACUAACGGAUAUAUAAGCAUUGGUAAUCCUGCAAGGAACACUAACAUACCUAUCACUUUUGAUGGAAGUGAUAGAUAUAUUAAUGAAGUGAACAAAGUGAAUAAAAUAGAAAAUAUAAAUUGUGAUAGUCUUUAUUCUAACAUUGUUUUAAAUGUUUUCAAUUAUAAUAUGCGUGUCCAAAUGAUAUCAUUUCAUGUUGUAUGCGAAAAAGUUGAUCAUUAUUUAUGUGGUUUGUGUGAUAUGAAGGAAAGCAAGGAUAGAAUACUAUGCCAUAUUGAAAGCGUCAUGCAUGUGAGUUUCCUUCAUGCUCAUCCUUUCAUACCACAAUUCGGGUGUCACCUGUUAAGAGAUAUCCGAGGCGCAUUCCAUUGCGGUCUAUGCAAUAUACCUAUAAUAAAAGACGAUAACGUGAUACGUGGCCACGUACAGGAUCCAAAUCAUUUGUUAAAAUUAAACUUAGCAUUAGGUAUUAAGGCGCCCGUUAACGUUCUACCCGAUUUGAAGCAAAACAUGGGAAAACCAGAUGCAGUUAAUAUGGAAGAUGCCAAGACAACAGUGAGUGUGGAUGAAACUGUUGAUGUAAUAAAUAGAAGCGAAUUAAUUGCAAACAAUAUCGAUUUGGAUACAAAUGUAAUAGUGAAGAAUGAUAAUAAAACUAAAUUAGAGACAAAUAUAAAAGAUGUAGCCUUAGAAAUAGAAACACCAUUAAAUGUGGAAGCAAAAGUGUUUGUGAAAUUAGACGCAGACUAUUAUAAGGUCACUUUGACCUCGUAUAAUUCACUGGUCGCCACCGGCAGCGGUUCCAGACACUGUUUCGUUUGUAGCACAGAAGUUGAUUUUGAACAUUUGCAAAGACAUAUAGAGUCACGUGAUCACGAGAAGAAUCUGGAGGAAUGCAAAUUUUUGGAUAGUUACAAGAAUCAUUUGAUCCGUCAGUCCUACCUCACCUAUCACUGUGCCUUAUGCAACAUUAUAAUAUACCGUUCAGACUUACCGCAACAUUUGGAAUGGCCUCACCAUAAUCAGAUUAUAGAAGAGAACGCAGCCAUCUCAAGGAAACAACGCAAGAAUCUAAUUAAAUCUGGUUUUAAAUUAUACACUUUGUCCUGUCAAAAGGAAAUCAUUUAUCGUGGUGUGAAAGAACCGCACAUACACUACCAUCUGGUGGCAGAAAUUGUACACGUGCCGGUUAAGAAGAAUAAAAUAGUUAUUGUUUAUGAUAACGUAUUGAAAGUUAAUUGGAGCGCUUGGAAUGGUAUCACAAUGGGCAUUUCUGCAUAUAAAUGUUUGUUAUGCCAAGAACAACUAUUCGAUGUUAACGCACAUGUCAAAACAGUGGAGCAUGUAAAAAAUACCAAAAAAUCAUUUAUUGAACAGUAUUAUCCGGCUUUAUUGAGAGAGGUAAAUAGUGAAUUAAUAAACUGUAUAAUUUGUAAUAAUGAAGUGCCAAAUAAAGAUAUAACUAUCAACAAUCAUACAAAUGGAAAGAGACAUCUGAAGAAUUAUGCUAAUUUGCUUAAUGAAAGCUCUAAAGUUAACGCCUACGAGAAUUGCGACGAAGAUGUCUUGAUUAUCUAAAUUGAGAGCGGAAAGGAAAAUAAAAAAGAAAAAAAAAACUGACCGAAUAAAAAUUAAAAAAAAAAUCCAUUAUGAAAACCAGAUUUCUCUGAAAUCUCGGAAAUCUGGUUCUCUAGAUAUCUGGUCUCUUAAAAAAAAAACUAUGAUUA